CGGGCGCCAUGUUGGAUGGAAAGUUCUUUGUUUGCUGCGUCUGCGUCACAGGACUUCGUUGAGUCACUUCCAAACAUGCAGAUCUUUGUGAAGACCCUGACUGGGAAGACCAUCACCCUUGAGGUCGAGCCCUCUGACUCCAUUGAGAACGUGAAGGCCAAGAUCCAGGACAAGGAAGGCAUCCCCCCAGACCAGCAGCGUCUCAUCUUCGCUGGCAAGCAGCUCGAAGACGGACGCACCCUGUCCGACUACAACAUUCAGAAAGAAUCUACCCUUCACCUGGUUCUCCGUCUGCGUGGUGGCAUGCAGAUCUUCGUGAAGACCCUGACUGGAAAGACAAUCACUCUUGAGGUCGAGCCCUCUGAUUCUAUUGAGAAUGUGAAGGCCAAGAUCCAGGACAAGGAAGGCAUCCCCCCAGACCAGCAGCGUCUCAUCUUCGCCGGCAAGCAGCUUGAGGAUGGCCGCACUCUUUCUGACUACAACAUCCAGAAAGAAUCUACACUCCACCUUGUUCUGCGUCUGCGUGGUGGCAUGCAGAUCUUCGUGAAGACCCUAACCGGAAAGACUAUCACGCUGGAAGUCGAGCCUUCGGAUUCUAUUGAGAAUGUAAAGGCCAAGAUCCAGGACAAGGAAGGCAUUCCCCCAGACCAGCAGCGUCUCAUCUUCGCCGGCAAGCAGCUGGAGGAUGGCCGCACUCUUUCUGACUACAACAUCCAGAAAGAAUCUACACUCCACCUUGUUCUGCGUCUGCGUGGUGGCAUGCAGAUCUUCGUGAAGACCCUAACCGGAAAGACCAUCACACUGGAAGUCGAGCCUUCGGAUUCCAUUGAGAAUGUAAAGGCCAAGAUCCAGGACAAGGAAGGCAUUCCCCCAGACCAGCAGCGUCUCAUCUUUGCUGGCAAGCAGCUGGAGGAUGGCCGUACUCUUUCUGACUACAACAUUCAGAAGGAAUCUACUCUCCAUCUUGUCCUGCGUCUUCGUGGUGGCAUGCAGAUCUUUGUGAAGACCCUGACUGGAAAGACAAUCACUCUUGAGGUCGAGCCCUCUGAUUCUAUUGAGAAUGUGAAGGCCAAGAUCCAGGACAAGGAAGGCAUCCCCCCAGACCAGCAGCGUCUUAUCUUUGCUGGCAAGCAACUUGAAGAUGGACGCACUCUUUCUGAUUACAAUAUUCAGAAGGAAUCAACCCUUCACUUGGUACUCCGUCUGCGUGGUGGUAUGCAGAUCUUUGUCAAGACUCUGACAGGCAAAACCAUUACACUCGAAGUUGAGCCCUCUGACUCAAUUGAAAAUGUUAAGGCCAAGAUUCAGGAUAAGGAAGGCAUCCCCCCAGACCAGCAGCGUCUCAUCUUCGCCGGCAAGCAGCUGGAGGAUGGCCGAACUCUUUCUGACUACAACAUCCAGAAGGAAUCUACUCUCCAUCUUGUCCUGCGUCUGCGUGGUGGUAUGCAGAUCUUUGUCAAGACUCUUACUGGCAAGACCAUCACCCUUGAAGUUGAGCCUUCGGAUUCCAUUGAGAAUGUGAAGGCCAAGAUCCAGGACAAGGAAGGCAUUCCCCCAGACCAGCAGCGUCUCAUCUUCGCUGGCAAGCAGCUUGAGGAUGGCCGUACUCUUUCUGACUACAACAUCCAGAAAGAAUCUACUCUCCACCUUGUCCUGCGUCUGCGUGGUGGCAUGCAGAUUUUCGUGAAGACUUUAACGGGCAAGACCAUCACCCUGGAAGUUGAGCCUUCAGAUUCAAUUGAAAAUGUCAAGGCUAAGAUCCAAGACAAGGAAGGUAUCCCCCCAGACCAGCAGCGUCUUAUCUUCGCUGGCAAACAACUUGAAGAUGGUCGCACCCUUUCGGAUUACAACAUUCAGAAGGAGUCGACCCUUCACUUGGUCCUACGUCUGCGUGGUGGUAUGCAGAUCUUCGUCAAGACCUUAACAGGCAAGACCAUCACCCUUGAAGUUGAGCCCUCUGAUUCUAUUGAGAAUGUGAAGGCCAAGAUCCAGGACAAGGAAGGCAUCCCCCCAGACCAGCAGCGUCUCAUCUUUGCCGGCAAGCAGCUUGAAGAUGGCCGCACUCUGUCUGACUACAACAUUCAGAAGGAGUCCACCCUCCAUCUGGUCUUGCGUCUGCGUGGUGGCCAGUAAUUCUGUUCUCAUUAAUUCAUUUAUGAUCUGGCAUAUUCAAUUUGUGGCUAAAUCAUCUGUGCCUUCUAAUAUCAGACUUCCUGUAGGAUUUCUCCUUUCUUUCUAGUCCUUCACAUGGUAGGAAGGCACUUACAUUUUGUCUGGUCAUCUGAACUUUUAUUUGUGAUAUUAUAUUAUUGUUAUGCGGUUUCUGAACUGCAUUAAUUAAUUCCCACUUUUUUUAUCAGACAUUUUUUUAUGUUGUGAAUUGAUACUUGAAUUAAAUAUUGCUACAUCCAAA
This is a messenger RNA of Thrips palmi, 2413 nucleotides long. RefSeq names its product polyubiquitin-C. Gene Ontology annotation, cellular component: nucleus; cytoplasm. Bases 16 to 2133 code for a protein of 705 amino acids. The record is from RefSeq and is a predicted model, not a curated record. Gene Ontology annotation, biological process: modification-dependent protein catabolic process; protein ubiquitination. The transcript has 3 exons. NCBI's taxonomy places the organism in Eukaryota, Metazoa, Arthropoda, Insecta, Thysanoptera, Thripidae. Gene Ontology annotation, molecular function: ubiquitin protein ligase binding; protein tag activity.